AUGGCGUUUGUAAUUCCAGAGGCAGGACUGCCCCUAGGUGAUUCACUGACUGCCCAUUCCACAAAUAUACCCAGUUGCAUUACAUAUCCGGCAGUGGAGGAAGGAACUGCAUUUGAAAUAAAACAGCACAUGUUGAAUAUCCUACCUACGUUUCAUGGGUUAUCAUCAGAUGAUCCUAACAUGCACAUUGCAGAGUUUUUAAUGGGGUGCAAAAACAUUUUGGUGAGAGGAUUUUCAGCUGAAUCUAUUAAGCUGCGAGGGUUGAAUAUGACUACAAAAACUCUUGUCAACGCAUCUUGCGGAGGUUCGUACAAGGAUAAAAAUGCACAAGAGGCUUGUUUGUUAUUUGAAAAAAUGGCAGCAGAUACACAACAGUGGGCAGUUGAGCAGCCACAAUCUAGGUCUGUUUUUGAGAUGUCCAACGGUUCUCCGUAUGUUACAGCACAAAUUGAAAAAAUGGAGAAAAGGCUUGACGCAAAAUUUGAUAUGUUAUUACAGAGAAUACCAGGUUCACAGGUUGCUGUACAGCAGCCCUUACAAGCUGCCUGCAGCAUUUGCAGUUUGACAAAUCAUGAUUUUUUGAGCUAUCCACAUAAAGAUGCUUAUCCGGAGUUUAUGGCGGAGCAGGUUAAUUCAUUCAAUAAUUUUCAGCGUCCCCGAUAUGACCCGUAUUCUAAUUUCUACAACCCAGGUUGGAGAGAUCAUUCUAAUCUAAGGUGGGACGAGGAACAGCACACUAGGCCUCAAUUUCAACAGCAGGUACAACAACCUGCUGCAUCUAAGGCUGCUUGGGAGAUUGCUUUACAGGUUUCUGGAAGGGCACCGGGUACAUUUCCCAGCCAAACCGAACCAAAUCCAAGAGGACGAGAAGAAUGCAAUGCUAUACGGACUCUACGGUCUGGCAAAAGUUACAACAACAGCCAUGAAAAUUCUAUUGGGAAUUCGCAGGCAGCAGAACUACCCCAAACUAAAUCUGCAAUUUUUGCAGAUUCUGAAAUUUCUGCAGAUUCUGGGAAGUCCCAGGACAGAUCCGAAAAUACUGCAGAAGCUUCCACAAAGACUGCAGAACGUGUUUACGAGCCCCCUAUGCCAUAUCCAGAAAGGUUGAGACCUAAAGCUAAAGAUCAACAGUUAACAGAUUUUAUGAAAACUUUGGCUAAAGUUCAAAUUAAUCUGCCGUUAAUUGAUGCAAUCAAGAACAUUCCAUCUUAUGCCAAAUGUUUGAAGGAUGUUUGCACAAAGAAAAAGAAGCUUGUUGAUUUUGAGAAAGUGAUUCUUACAGAACAAUGCAGUGUGGUCGUAUUACAUAAAUUGCCUCCAAAGAAAAAAGAUCCAGGAAGUUUUACUAUCUCUUGCACCAUUGGAAAUUGUUAUUUUAGUAGUGCUUUAAUUGAUUUAGGUGCUAGUGUAAACUUAAUGCCAUAUUCUGUUUUCAAACGUUUAGGUGAAGGGGAGCUGAAAACAACCUCCACUGAUUUUAUGGUGUUGGACAUGGAUGAGGAUUUGAUAACGCCCAUUAUUUUGGGCCGCCCAUUUCUGGCAACAGCCCUGACUCUUAUUGACGUUGAAGCCGGAACAUUAACAUUCCGGGUUGAAGAUCAAACUGUUGUUUUCAAGUUGUUUGAAGCAAGCAUACAUUCAGGUGACAAGCAAGAAUACAUGCGUGUUGAUGCAUUGGAUGGUUUACCAAGUGCCAAGUUUAUGAACAGGUCAUCAGCUGACCAUCUGUCCAUAAAGCCCCCGAAUUUAACUCGUGAUUGUACAAGUCCUAAACCACAGCAGCAAAGGGGAAACAAGAGUCUCGAUGGAAAGGCCCUUUUCUGGUUACUAAAGUUUUCAGAAUGGUAA
Malus domestica (apple) is the source of this 1848-nucleotide messenger RNA. The record is from RefSeq and is a predicted model, not a curated record. Lineage: Eukaryota; Viridiplantae; Streptophyta; Magnoliopsida; Rosales; Rosaceae.